UCUACAUAUAUUGUGUCUACAGUUUAUCCUAAGUGACCGACGAGAAUGUCAGCUGGAAAGCUAGAGAUGAAAGCUUCUCUGACUGAGUUCCACGAAGUCGAGAUGACCAGGGAGGAGAUUGCCAAAGAGGACACUUGGGAAGUAGUGGACAAGUUGGACGUUGAGGGUGUGGACAGCAGGACCGUGCAGAGACAGUUACAGCCGCCGCCACAAGACAAAUUCACCGUCCAAGAAUGCAUAGAUAAAAUAGGUUUUGGAAAGUUCCAGGUGAAGCUGGCCAUACUAACAGGUGUCUCCUGGACAGUGGAUGCCAUGGAAAUGAUGAUACUAGCCAUUCUUACCCCCGCCCUGCAUUGUGACUGGAGACUGGCCGGAUGGCAGGAGGCUCUGGUUACUACGAUGGUGUUCUGUGGUAUGCUGUGCAGUUCAAGUCUCUGGGGAUCACUGUGUGACAAGUAUGGGCGAAGGACGGAGUUGAUCCUAUGCUCCGUGACCACCUGUUAUUUCAGCUUUCUCAGCUCCGUGGCACCAAACUAUACCUGGAUGCUAAUAUUGCGGGCGCUGGUUGGAUUUGGCAUAGGCGGCGCCCCACAAUCCGUUACGCUUCUGACAGAAUUUCUGCCCACACAAUCUAGAGCUACAUGCGUGACACUCAUUGAGAUUUUCUGGACGACAGGGGCGUGUUUCGAGGUCCUCCUGGCCCUCCUCGUGAUGCCCUCUCUCGGGUGGAGGUAUCUUUUGGCUUUCUCGGCGAUACCAAUUUUUAUCUUCUGCAUCUUCAGCAUGUGGCUACCAGAGAGUGCCCGAUACAACAUGACCACUGGCUACUACGACAAAGCUCUGCAGACACUGGAGAGGAUAGCCAGAGAGAAUGGAAAGCCAAUGCCAGAGGGGAUCUUGGUAGAACCAAUUAAUCACUCAGUCAAGCGUGGAAGAUUUGGCGACCUACUGAUACGAAGACUUCGUUUGACCACGUUACUUAUGUGGACGAUUUGGUUUGUGACGUCCUUCUCCUACAAUGGAAUCGUUCUGCUGACUACAGCCAUGUUUGAAAGCCCGGAUGGUUGUCACGGGUCAGAGGUCAAGUUCAACCCGAAUCCUACCUGCUUUUUGGAAUGUAAAUCUUUGACCAAAAAAGAUUACAUUGACUUGACGUGGACAACAUUUGCUGAGUUCCCAGGUCUGUUCAUCACGGCAUUUUUACUGAACAAAAUUGGUCGAAAGUACACCAUGGCUGUGGAGCUGUUAGUCUUUACGGUGGUUGUUAUGUUGGUCAACAUAUGUAUGCCACGGGAAGGGCUGACAUUUUUCCUGUUCGUGGCAAGAGCUGUUAUUUCAGGGGCGUUUCAAGGCGCCUAUGUGUAUACACCCGAGAUUUACCCGACGUCAGUGAGAGCCAUUGGACUGGGGACGUGCAGUGGUAUGGCACGAGUAGGGGCGAUCAUCACACCUUUUGUUGCUCAGGUGCUAUUGAAGCAAUCAACGUACGCAGCUAUCUCUCUGUAUGGAAGUUUUUGUCUCAUAGCGGCGUUGGCAGCGUUUUUCUUACCAAUAGAAACAAGAGGCUAUGACAUGAAGGACUCUGGCAGUGAGGUGCCUAAGGUAACAGUACGUGACGUCACCAGCAGGACACGAUUAAAAUGGACAACAAAAUUUGUCCAAAAUACUUGACCAAGUCUACAAUGUCGCAGCUUCGAAAUAAAUAAGUCCUUUUAUA
Biomphalaria glabrata is the source of this 1717-nucleotide messenger RNA. Its product is annotated as synaptic vesicle 2-related protein-like. Gene Ontology annotation, cellular component: membrane. The coding region runs from base 46 to 1671 and encodes 541 amino acids. Gene Ontology annotation, molecular function: transmembrane transporter activity. The record is from RefSeq and is a predicted model, not a curated record. The transcript has 15 exons. Gene Ontology annotation, biological process: transmembrane transport. NCBI's taxonomy places the organism in Eukaryota, Metazoa, Mollusca, Gastropoda, Planorbidae.